GUGCCGGGACGCUCUACGCCCUCUGAUUGGUCGGCCGGGCGGGCGGAACCACGCGAGGAGGGUGGGGGCGGGUCCGAGCGCCUCAGGAGCGGGCUGGAGUGUCUUCUCGUGGCUGACGAGCUCUGCUCCCCAUCAUGAUCGAAGCCAUAACCCAUGAGGGGUCCCCACGAAACAACCGUGGCUCAACACUCGUGUCCUCUGCUGCCGUCACCAAUGGAAGAGCAUGAGAAUAGGAAAAAAAGAUGAAUGCAGUGAGAAAUGCCAUCUUUAAGUAAAAUCAUCGAAUAGAAACAUUUAGGUUGAAAAAGACCUUAAAGAUCAUCAAGCCCAACCGUAAACCGAACGACACCGAGUCCGCCGCUAAACCGUGUCCCUAAAUGCCAGGGGACAGUCCUUGCAUUGCUGUUUUUCUCCUGCUUGCCUCGUUUUGUCGUGUUUUGAGGAACACGGGAUGUUAGAAAACAGCCUCCCCGGGGAGCUCAGUGGGUGCUUCUAACGCCGCUCUCUCGAGCUGACGUAGAUGAAAAGGAGGAAGCGGCAUAAAUGAAGCAAAGUGGCCCUUGGAUCCUGCGGCACGAGAUCAGUCGAUUACUUUCAUGGCUGCCAGAAACAAAUUAGAGGAGCUUCUCCUCCGCAGCAUGGCAUAAUAAAUAAAGUAAAAGUGAAACAGCGUGAGCAGUGGUGGCUGAUAAUUCUCCUGUCGGAAAGAAGCCCCAUCCUGAGCCCUGGAUUCGGGUUUUUUGGGAGCGUUUUCGGUAGAAGCAAAUUGCACUGUUUGCACUUUUCCUGCUGGUCGUCCCGGAAAAGAGGAGCUCGUGCAGAUUUCGACAAUGAAGGGAUUCAAGAAAACCCACCUGACGCUCGGUGACUGCGAAGCCCUCGCGCGGAGCGUGGAAGGUUCAUCCUCCCUGAGGCAGCCGUUGAGUCACAGUAAAAGCAGAGGAGAUGUCAACAGGGGCCUCUAUCCCACCCACCGGACGAGGAGAAGCCAAGGAGGCCAAAGUCAGCAGAAGAACAUCACCGAUUACUUCACUGUCUCUCAGAUACAGCAAGUAGGUGCCGGUGGGACGAAGAACAGUCGAAUCAAAGAAGAGCUACCAGACCCCAUCUUCUCUGAUGCUGAUGAUUCCUUCAGCGAUGUCUCCACUAAGAUGGAGAUCAGCGGUGAUUCCUGCUCUUUUCUGGAGGAUGAGGACCUUGACCCAAAUCCCAAGGAAAGCUUCAGGAAACGGCCUCUGUCCACUGCAGCUGCAGGCGUUUGCAAGCCAGAGGAUGAUUUGUGGGGGGAGCCUGAGAAGAAGCCAAUGGUGGUUUCUCCAGAACACAUCCAGAUCAAGCAGGAACUGGAUGAUAUGGACAUUGAACCGCUCCCCGAUGCACACUACGGACUCCUGGGGACUCGGAACUGGGAAGUACCUCAGGGAAGUAUCGACAAGCUGCCUGUUGAAGUCCUGAGGCACAUCUUUGCUUUCCUACCAGUGACUGAUCUGUAUCAGAACCUGAGCCUGGUGUGUCACUGCUGGAGGGACAUAGUCAGUGAUCCACUGUUCAUUCCUUGGAAAAAGCUCUACCAUCAGUACCUGAUGAAGGAGGACACGGCCCUGCACAGAGUCGAACAGAUCUUGCAGGUUUUCUCCAUAACAAAGGAGCAGGAAGGAUGUAUUUUGGGACUGAUCAGGUGCGUGGCUGCCGUCCCCACCGGCUGGAAGGUGGAUCCCAGCGCGGUUCUUCGGUGUUUGAAGAGGCAUCACCUCUUCUCCAAGGCUGAAAUCUGCGUCACCAACAAACUGCCGCAUUUACAGACGGGAUCGGGGCUUGAGAACGCGUGGGCCAUAAUCACGGUCAUGGUGCUUUUCUCCGAUGGCGUCAGCGACAUCCAAAAGCUGAUGGCGUGUCUGCAGAGGCCUGGCUCUGGCCUCUCUGUUGUGGACGUGACCGAGACGCUCUACUGCAUAGCCAUGCUGCUGUAUGCCAUGAGGGACAGGAACAUCACCAUCACCAACAGGAUCCAUUACAAUGUUUUCUACUGCUUGUAUCUGAUGGAAAACACGUCUGUAACUAUGCAGACAGUGGAAGAGGAAACACCGGCGUCGCGCUGCAGACAGGACUUAUGGUCUGGUAGCUGGCCUAAAAUAAAGCUGACCCAUGAACAGCAACGGAUUUUGAAUCACAAAAUUGAGCAUGGUCAAAUAGUGAAAAUUAUGGCAUUUGCAGGUACAGGAAAGACUUCAACCUUGGUCAAGUAUGCAGAGAAGUUUCCUGAUCUGAAUUUCCUUUACGUGACCUUUAACAAAGCUGUUGCAGAGAGGGGCAAAAGUGUCUUCCCCAGCAACGUCACCUGCAAGACUUUCCAUUCGUUGGCCUUUGGAAGCGUCGGCAAACACUAUAAAGAAAAAGGCAAGCUAAACUUCUCCAAGAUGUCAGCUUACUCCAUCAGUUUCCUUCUCCAGAACCGUGAGGGACAAUCUCUGUUUGUAAGAGGGAAAACAGUCUCGCAGACCCUGGAAAACUUUUUUGCCUCUGCAGAUGAUGAGAUCUGUGAAGAGCACACUCCUAUUUGGUUCAAAAAUACUCAUGGUGAGAGAAAACUUGUCAGUCCACAGGAAAAAAGGAUCAACGUGGAAGAGGCGAAAGAGAUAUGGUACAACAUGAAGAAGCUGGAUGGAGACGUAGAGAAGAAGUACAGGAUAACUUGUGAUGGGUAUUUGAAACUUUGGCAGCUCAGCAAGCCUCAGCUCUCAGGAUACGAUGCCAUUUUUGUGGAUGAAGCCCAGGACUGUACUCCAGCCAUCGUGGAUAUUAUCCGGUCACAAAAAUGCGGCAUAAUCCUCGUAGGAGACCCUCACCAGCAGAUCUACACCUUCCGAGGUGCCGUCAAUACCCUCUACUCAGUGCCUCACACCCACGUCUACUACCUCACCCAGAGUUUCAGAUUUGGUCCUGAAAUAGCUUACGUUGGAGCGACCAUCCUGGAUGUCUGCAAGAGGAUCAGGAAUAAGACAUUAGUGGGUGGAAACCAAAAGGGUGAUGUGAGAGGCAGCAUGGAAAGGAAGAUAACAAUCUUAUCACGAAGCAAUUUUAAUGUCUUCGAGGACGCUGUGAAACUUACUGGAAGGGAGAGACUAAUUAAAAUACACAUGAUUGGGGGACUUGCCCGUUUUGGCCUGAGCAGAAUUUAUGAUAUUUGGAAACUCAGUCAACCCGCGGAUGAACGGAAGAAAGCAAACCUUGUUAUAAAUGAUUCCUUUAUCAGAAGAUGGGAAGAAACUCAGGGCUUCAUUGGUUUAAAGGAAUACGCCGAGCGCAUCGAUGACAAGGACCUGACAGUGAAGAUCGCGAUAGUGGAGAAAUACAAAGAGCGGAUCCCGGAGCUGGUGCAGAAGAUUGAGAAGAGCCACGUGUCACAAGAAGCCAUGGCAGAUUACCUCAUCGGUACUGUCCAUCAAGCCAAAGGCCUGGAGUUUGACACGGUGCUGGUUGCAGAUGACUUCGUGAAAGUACCAUGUCUCAGUGGGGAUUUCCAGAGAAGAACUAACUUCAGCAUCGGCAUGUAUCCCGACGAUGAAUGGAACCUGCUCUAUGUCGCGGUGACACGUGCAAAGAAGUAUUUGCUCAUGUCAAAGUCCCUGGAGCACCUUUUAGCGUUGGCCGGGGAGCGGUUCCUUCGUGUGGAGCUGAUGAGUGAGGCUGUGAAGGACGGGGCCACCAUCGCUUGUUCUGUGCCUCAAUGUACAGGAACGUUGCAGUCCAGCUUCCAGCUGGUUGUGAAGAAGCUCCCUUUGACUCACAGCAAUGGCAGCAAGGAUGCUGGUGGCUACCUUUGCCACGCUUGCACGCAGCAGCGCUUUGGAGCUCUGACACCACUGACCUUUUCUCCAGCCCUUCAGGAACAGCCCAUCUAGCUCUUAACGAAGCCCAUCUAGCUCUAACGAAGCCCUCCAGAGCCCUGGCUGUGUCCUGGGUGUGGGAGAAGACCUGUUGUCACAUCCCAGCUCCAAAAUCAGAUGGAUAUCGGAGCAGGAUCUUGGACCAACUCCAAGAGGAACCCUCCAGGUUCUCAGCAAGGAGGUGUGAGACCUUUUCUCCAGCCCUGCCUUGCCCUCCAAGAGCUGGUCAGCACGGCCUGCAUCGCUGCACAGAAGAAUAUGCACUAUAUAAACUUUUUCUUUUUCCUGGAGCAUUACCCCUCUGUUACCUCUGUCACCAGGAAAACACUUCCAGUGACUGAACUUCCAGGACAUCCCUGCCUUUUCCAUCAUGCCUCGGUGAAAUCCCACUGAUCCACCAGAAGAAAAGGAAAUGCAAGACUGAAAAGUACCCAAAGAAACACUUCAUUUCUAGGAAACGGUCUUUUUCCUGGAACCUGUUUUAAUCAGGGAAAAUGUCACUAUCAGCUCGGGGAGGAAGUCAUUAAUUAAUACCUCCCAGCUGAAUUAAUUUUCCUUCUUUGCAGCUGAGGGUGUUCCCCAGACUCUGGUCUCCUUCUCCCUGCAGCAAAGCAUAAGGGUAGAAGAGAGGUGGCAUCUGAAGAACUGCUUUGUUUUGGUUUCAGUCUUAAGCUGGGGAGUGUUUUUAAUCAAGAAAUUAAAUUUGUAACAAAACAACAAAAAAAGAAAA
Calidris pugnax (ruff) is the source of this 4617-nucleotide messenger RNA. It is a transcript of the gene FBH1, whose product is annotated as F-box protein, helicase, 18. Gene Ontology annotation, cellular component: nucleus. Gene Ontology annotation, biological process: double-strand break repair via homologous recombination; replication fork processing. The record is from RefSeq and is a predicted model, not a curated record. NCBI's taxonomy places the organism in Eukaryota, Metazoa, Chordata, Aves, Charadriiformes, Scolopacidae. The transcript has 23 exons. Bases 831 to 3902 code for a protein of 1023 amino acids. Gene Ontology annotation, molecular function: DNA binding; hydrolase activity; ATP binding.